UGCGCCUCCCCUCAACGGCACCACUCUGCCCCUGACCUUAACAUAGAGACAGAGCUGUUUUCUCCUCACAGUCGCGAAGCCAACAUGGACGUCCAUAGAGUGUCUAACCACAACCAAAUGGAUUAUAACUUAGACAACAUGGAGCCCAAACAUGGGAAAAUGCUGCCUUGCCCCGAAGACCGUUUUGACAGCGGCCUGGAUUCCCUGAAAGAGGACGAGCUGGUGACCGAGUUUGAGGACAUGACUGUGGACGCACACGAUCACACACAGGAAUACGAGCCUUGGAGAAAUGCAGUGACUGAGGACGGUGACACGCCUCUCCACUUGGCCAUCAUUCAUGAAGCCACUGAACAUGCCCUCCAUAUGAUCAAACUGUCUCACAAUCACCCCUUCCUCAACCUCCAGAACCACCAGAGACAGACUGCCCUGCACCUAGCAGUGAUCACAGAGCAGCCCCUGUUGGUGGAGAAGCUCCUGAAGGCUGGCUGUGACCCGCGGUUGACAGACGACAGCGGGAACACGGCUCUCCACAUCGCCUGCAAAAGGGGCUCCCUCGCCUGCUUCGGUGUCAUCACCCAGAACUGCCAGCGCCACCUUACCUCCAUCGUGUCCUUCCCCAAUUACAAUGGACACAACUGUCUCCACUUGGCAUCCAUCAAUGGCUACAUUUCACUAGUGGAAAACCUUGUUCAGCUGGGUGCAGACAUCAAUGCACAGGAACAGUGCAGUGGACGGACGGCCCUCCACCUGGCCGUAGAUCUCCAGAACCCCACACUGGUGCGUUGCCUCCUCGACCUCGGUGCCAACGUUAACUGCUUGAACUACGGCGGCUUCACGGCGUACCACCUCACCUACGGGCGCCAGAAUGAAGAGAUCAGGUGCCAGCUGUUCGAGAGGACGGCGCAGGAGCUGAGGGAGCUGCCCGACAGCGAAUCAGACGAGAGUGACAUGGAGGAUCUGGACCUGUCGGAAGACGAGCUGUACGACGACAUAAAGUUCGGAAAGUAAACUGAAUCAUCACUCCACUGGUGGUAUGAAUGACAAUGAAGCUGCUACUGGGUUGCCGAACCAGGCCCCCCCACCCCGAACGAGGGACAAAUCAGUACCUGUCCCCUCCCUGUCUAGGUCCAAGUCCACAGGUGCUGGCCCUGGGAUCGCAAACAUGAAUGAAGAUGGCGUCCGGUCCAGGUCAUUGCUGGUUCAGGUCACAGAGCUCUGUGCUAAGAACCACGAAACAGCAAGACCAUGACCUCCAUGUAGUCCUUCUGUAUACUGUAUAAAUAUAUAUUGAAGUGUAUAUACCAGACAUGUAAUAUAUUGUAAAUAUAGAGAUAUUAUUUUUGUAUUUGUACAUGGUGUGUGAAUUUAAACACUAUUAACAAAAAAAUGUUCAGAAUAAAAAGAAGUCUAUGAAUAUAAA
Lates calcarifer (barramundi perch) is the source of this 1420-nucleotide messenger RNA. Its product is annotated as NF-kappa-B inhibitor alpha. NCBI's taxonomy places the organism in Eukaryota, Metazoa, Chordata, Actinopteri, Centropomidae. Gene Ontology annotation, molecular function: protein binding. The transcript has 6 exons. Bases 85 to 1008 code for a protein of 307 amino acids. The record is from RefSeq and is a predicted model, not a curated record.